AACUAGAAGAGAAAAAACACUUGCGCUGCAUCGCCGCUUGUUGUUUUACAAAUCCAUAAAAUUACCUUUUCUGCACUAAAUACCUAAUUAAAUCCAAUUAAUUUUGAUUUAAGUAUGCAGAAGAAUCACGGUGGUGGAAGACGGGACAGGUCCCGGUCCCCCAUAGCUGUAGACCAGGUGGGUCGAAGAAGGGGGUCUUCUAAUAAUAAGCAGAACAAUUAUUCACAAAUGGAUAACAACGGUGUGGCCGAUAUGUCCAACAACAUGGCCAAUAAUAUGAAUGCUAUGAUGAUGAACAAUAUGUAUCAACAAGGAAAUAUGAUGAUGUCAGGAAUGUUUCCCAAUAUGAUGAUGCAAAAUAUGAUGGGUGGUGGAAUGAUGCAAGCAGGGAAUAUGGACAUGAUGUCUGGGGCUAUGCAGGGAGCAAUGCCUGGAAUGCAAGGGAUGAUGCAGGGAGCCGUGCAGGGAUCAAUGCCAACUGGCAUGCAAGGCACUGUGCAGCCACCACUGCCUGGCCAGAUUCAGCCCCCACUGCCUGGGCAGAUUCAACCACCUUUACCUGGACAAAAUAUGCCCACCACUGGAAUGGAAAUGAUGCCACAACAGACAAUGGACAUAGCGCCGAUGCCUGCUCCACCAUUGCCCCCAAACAGUGGGUCUAUGGACAUGAACAUCAUGGGAGGCAUGAUGAUGGAUCCCUCCAUGAUGGGCAUGGGCAACAUGGGCAUGUACUCCAACAUGGGAGGAGACAUGGCCAUCUCUCCUGUUAAGGAAGAAAUUGUACUUAAACACUGCAUUCUGACCCCGGCGGACCCAGGAACAGCUGAACCUCCAAGGAGAAUGAAGCCACUGGGAUGCCGCACCAUCUUUGUUGGGGGUCUCCCUGACAAAAUCAAAGAAAGUAUAGUCAGGGACAUAUUUGAGAGAUAUGGUCGUAUCCACCAGCUGAGGCUAUCCAAGAAAAACUUCUGUCACAUCAGAUUUGAUAGGGAGAAUUGUGUCGACCUUGCUAUGCAGUUGUCUGGGUAUCGCAUCAAAUUAGUAGAUAAAGAUAGUAAAGACAAAGAAGAUGAAGACAACCAUUCAAAUACUGGGUGGCUUCAUGUUGAUUAUGCCAUAAGUCGGGAUGAUCAAAAUGAAUAUGAGAGGAAGCAGAGACAAGUGCUGCGAGCCCAGCAGGCGCAGAUGGAGCAGCUCACCGCGCAGCAGGAGUAUGCGGCUGCCAUGACCGGCCGGCAGGCACCGGCCAUGUACAGAUCCCCUUCGCCACCAAUCAGGCCAUUCAGCAAUGCGGCUAUAACACAGAUGUCUGAGAAAAUUAAAAGUGAAGAACAUUUUGCAGUUAUUCUCCCUACUCUGCUUGCCUGGUUAGAAAGAGGAGAAUGUUCAAAGAAAAACUCAAAUCAGUUUUACUCCAUGAUUCAAGCCACCAACUCUCACAUUCGAAGGCUUUACAGUGAGAAAAUGCAGUCAGAAGAGGAACUGCAAGAGUUCAAGGAAAGAACUAAACAAAAAAUUGAGAAUAUAAUCGAGCAACUCGAACAGGUGGGGAAAGUGUUUAACGCCGCCACUCAUCAGCGCGUAUGGGAUCACUUCACUAAGCCUCAGAGGAAAAACAUUGAAACAUGGCAGAAAAUGACUCAGGACUUUUCAAACCUGAAAGAUGAAUUUUUGGAGAAGUUCGAGAAUGAACACAACAAUGAAAAUAAUAUGGACAUGGGCAACGGAUACAAUAUGGAGUCUAUGAAUGACGAAGUAAACCAACAGCUCAAGCGCGAAAACGAAAGUCUCCAGUUCCAGUUGGAAGCGUACAAGAAUGAAGUAGACGUCAUAAAGUCCGAAUCCAAGAAAGAGAUGGAGAAGUUCAAGGCACAGUUCAUCGCGCGGCAGGCGCUUCAGAGCACUUUGGAACAGAAGAACCCGCCGCUGCCAUCGCCGGUGGUGAAGCCGCCGCCGCCGCCGCCGCUGCCCGAGGACCUGGACGCCAAGGUGCACAUCAAGGACGAGGUGGAAGCCGGCUGCGGGGAGGCCAAGCUGAUCGGGGUCAUGUCGGCGUUCUUGCAGGUGCACCCACAAGGAGCGAGCUUGGACUACGUAGUAUCCUACGUCCGAGCCCUAUUCCCGCACGUCUCACAAGCGACAGUGCACCACGUGCUUCAGAAGCAUGCGGACGUGUUCCAACGCACCACGAGCGGCGUCGGCGCGAACAUCGAGAACCGCUGGGCAUUCGUCGCCUUCACGCCGACACCAUCGGCAUAGCAAUCACAGGUAGACGGAGACAUGUCGACGGCUCCGCGGAAAAAAGUAUCGCUCGUGUUUAAGACGAAUGUGUAGCUUUAAUUUUUGGUCUACGAUCGUAGUUUUGUAGUGUUGAAGUGAACAAAACGUAUUUUCUAAUCAGUAGAAUAUGGAUGGAAGUAAUUUUACAAUAAAUAUCUUCAUAGUAAU
This is a messenger RNA of Plutella xylostella (diamondback moth), 2448 nucleotides long. Its product is annotated as ecto-NOX disulfide-thiol exchanger 2. The record is from RefSeq and is a predicted model, not a curated record. Gene Ontology annotation, molecular function: RNA binding; oxidoreductase activity. Gene Ontology annotation, cellular component: plasma membrane; external side of plasma membrane. Gene Ontology annotation, biological process: ultradian rhythm. Lineage: Eukaryota; Metazoa; Arthropoda; Insecta; Lepidoptera; Plutellidae.